AUCUUCCUAAGAUAAACGUCGUAAAGCGCCUUGUUGUAAAUUCAGGCAUCGCUGAGCGCGCCUUAAAAAACAAUGCCUUCCACUUCUUCAUCCCCCAAAAUUCCAAACGCGCCGUAACUGUUACCCAGCAGCGCCACCGCAAACCACCGUGCCUUCCGCCCCGAAGUAUCAAUCCAUCAACCGCCGACGAGCCAAAAGACUGCGCUUUUUGCAACGAGACGCUCCGAUUCUUUGCCACUAAGAAAUUGAGAAAUAAUUGGUAUUGAUAGAAAAAAUAGACAUCAAAAAGAAUAAAAGAAUGAGGUUGCAAGGGAGGAGAGCUGGCUGCCAGGGAUUUCACAUGUUCUCUCUCCUGGCAAUGAUAUCAACUUCUUGAAAACAUUUAGAGAGUUGCCCCUGGUUUUGUCCACAAACCUGUGUGUUUGCUGCAUACCCACUUGUUGCUUCUUUCACCAGAUGGUUAGUCACACUGCUUCCAAGCAAAGUUACCGAGAUAAACAGACAGCUACAUCCAGCAGGGAUCAAACAAGCGUUUCACAUGCUGGGAAUUAUUGUCACCAUCUUUGUGACAUAAGACAUUUCUUAAGAAGCAUCUCCCCCUCGGUGAAAGUCAAUUCCAGAGGAAGAACUGUUCUGAUGUUGACGAUUUCAAUUGACAAGGCUGUGCUGUUGAGAUUUUCCCAUGUCGAUUAUAGAAGUCAUCAAAAGUUUCACAGGAUCAAUGCCACUUGGUACGUGAAAAGGGAUUCAAAGUCCUCCCAUCCGAGGAAGAUGGAAGAGCUGUCAGUAGAGAUUCCAACACAAACUAUUCCUCACUGUGAACCAUCAAAACAUCCUGAUCUGCAAUUUGACCGGCUGCAACCAUCAGAUGAAGAUUUAGAUCAAGAGAAAAAGUUGGAAUUUGGACAAUUUGUUGCACGAGAGGCCGCACUGGAUGAAGAAUACUGGACAGCAGCAUGGUUACGUGCAGAAAGUCACUGGGAGGAGCGAAAAAAUGACCGAUUUGCUGAGAGUAACAAAAGGAAAUUUGCAGACCAGGAAUUUAAUGCUAUAAAAAGACGAACAAAGGGGCAGCAGAGGCAGACAUGCACAUGCAUUAUCACGGUGAAGAAGGACACAAAGAAUGUGAAACGUACUGUUGUAAAAAGUGUAGUUGGAACACUUGAUUUGAGCAUUCGGUACUUGUUGGAUGGAGAGACCUUUCCAGGGGAACGGGCAAACGCUCCUCUCUUUUGCAGUAUCAACAGGACACUGUCAAGUAAAUAUGGUUAUAUUUCAAACUUAUGUGUGGCCAAAGCAGCACGACGCCAGGGUAUUGCCAGCAAUAUGUUACAGUUUGCUAUUAGAUCCGCAAUGUUAAAUGCUGAUGUCGAACAGAUAUAUGUGCAUGUGCAUAAAAAGAACAAACCCGCGCAGGAACUGUACCAUAAGCUGGGCUUUGAGAUCAUCGAAAGGGCGAGCUCUCAAUUAUCUGAGGAGCAAACCUAUUUGCUUUGUUUCAAGGCCUAAAAGCUGAUUCAACAGAAAUUCAUGAAUUGUAUUUCAUUCUUUAGGAGAUUCAGAAGAAAAUUAUAGUAGAAGAAUACUCAUGUGUACAUGUAACAUGAAGUUGGGUCAAAAUCCGAAAAUUUUACUUCCCGUACAAAGUCAUGGUGUCAGAGUCCCUGCAAAGGUUCUUGGUAUAUAAUGUACUUCCUUGCUCAACAAACGUUGUCAAUGAAAAAUGAUAUUCAGUAGAGUUUA
Pyrus x bretschneideri (Chinese white pear) is the source of this 1743-nucleotide messenger RNA. RefSeq lists its product as uncharacterized. The coding region runs from base 457 to 1509 and encodes 350 amino acids. NCBI's taxonomy places the organism in Eukaryota, Viridiplantae, Streptophyta, Magnoliopsida, Rosales, Rosaceae. Gene Ontology annotation, molecular function: acyltransferase activity, transferring groups other than amino-acyl groups. The record is from RefSeq and is a predicted model, not a curated record. The transcript is spliced from 11 exons.